Penaeus monodon (black tiger shrimp) is the source of this 656-nucleotide messenger RNA. RefSeq lists its product as uncharacterized. The transcript has a single exon. Bases 77 to 640 code for a protein of 187 amino acids. The record is from RefSeq and is a predicted model, not a curated record. Gene Ontology annotation, molecular function: RNA-DNA hybrid ribonuclease activity; nucleic acid binding. Lineage: Eukaryota; Metazoa; Arthropoda; Malacostraca; Decapoda; Penaeidae.
ACCACUAAGCUACAAACAGAUUGUAUAUGAAAUACAAAAACAAAUAUAUUUUCUCUCAACACACAAACAAAAGAUUAUGGUCCAGUGGAUUCCAUCACAUAAAAAUAUAAAGGGAAACGAAAUUGCUGAUUUAGCUGCAAAGAAAGCCCAUGAAAUAAAUGAUCCCAUGCCCAUACCACAAGACCCAAAUUGUGUCAUAAAAGAAAUCAAAAUUAAAAAUACCAAACAAUGGGAAUCAAAUUUAAAAAGAAUCUUAAACACAAAAAACUAUCUCAUUAAAGAUAACAUCCAAAAACCAUGGGCCAGAGCCAAGAACAGAAAACUAGACACAUGCAUGACAAGACUAAUAACCAAACACACAAGACUAAAACAUCAUCUUCACAGAAUGAACAUGGAAAAUGACCCUUUCUGCAGAUGGUGCAAGAACCAAGAAGAGACUAUAGAACAUAUGUUUUUACACUGCCCAAGAUUCAACUCGCACAGAACAAAACUAAAACAUGCAUUAAGACGAGUUAAUAUAAAAGACAUUGAUAUAAAUCUUUUGAUUACAGGUGCAGAUCAACCAUCUAUAACAAAGUACUACAUACUGAGACAUACAAAGAUCUUCCUACAAACAACUAAAUUAAUUGAUAUAAUUUAAGAAACAAGAAGCCAAG